This is a messenger RNA of Suillus clintonianus, 3219 nucleotides long. Its product is annotated as glycosyltransferase family 41 protein. The record is from RefSeq and is a predicted model, not a curated record. Gene Ontology annotation, molecular function: glycosyltransferase activity; protein binding. NCBI's taxonomy places the organism in Eukaryota, Fungi, Basidiomycota, Agaricomycetes, Boletales, Suillaceae. Gene Ontology annotation, biological process: protein O-linked glycosylation. Bases 1 to 3219 code for a protein of 1072 amino acids. The transcript has 17 exons.
AUGAGGUCCAAAACUUUUAGCGCCGAUAGUAACGCCAUCUUUACAUGCCUGCAGAAUGAUCCCCCAGACUGGGAUUUCUUGGACGCCCUUUUGUCGGAACUCUUGAUAUCACCGACACUGUCAGAGCAGGCGUCACUGUUCUGCCGUGAUUUAUGUGCCCAUUUGAAAGCAGCAAACGACAAACUGCUUGCGUCAGUGCUAGUGACCCCUCAGCAUGCCCAUCGUCUACUGAAUGUCUUCACAUCCAUUGCAAACAUCCAACAAAAAGUAGACGGCAACACAUCAUCUACUCUACAUCAUUAUGUUAACGCGAUUGAAGCGGGUAUCCGUCUUUCACCACCGCUGUCCUCCGGAACCACGUUUACAUUCCGAGACAUCAUUCUUGCCAGCUGGUUUGCAUCGUUUGCAUUUUCCACGCUACCGCCAUCGCCAGAACCGAAUAAUGUUUUGGGCGCAAUCCAAGAUUUUGCUAGCACCAAUCAUCUUCCACGUUUCGACGACACUAGCUUGGCACUGGUGCACGCAGUUCAUCAUGCCAGUGACGGCUUCAUUGAUGCCAUGCUGGAUCCCACUACCGGAACACUGCCCAAUGUCGUGCUAUUUCCAGAUCAGGCGCGGAUGCUGUCGGCUGUCGUUUUCGCUUCCCCGCAUACCGCUUCUGAUGUAUGGGCUGCGUUUCACUCUGGCCAAUCGACAUAUCAAGUCAAGACUGCAACUUCAUCUGCGUUACUCGCCCUUGCACGGCGCAUCCAGGAAGGCGCAUCGAUCUCCGACCUCGGUCUUGAUAUUCCGCACUGUUCCAACAAUGCGCUGGUCCUCCUGCUUCACUAUCUUGCGUUGUCAUUGUUUCCGAGUGCCUCUGCAUUCAAUGAUACUGGUGUCGUUCUAUGCAGCAUGAACGGCAAUGUGGCUGCAAGUGCGCCACAAGUUGCGUCUGGAAGAGAUAUCGCCCGCCUUUACUACGAGAAAGGAUUGCAAAUCGAUCCCACGCAUCCCCACCUACUUUCGAAUUUCGGCUCGCUGCUGAAAGAUGCGGGCCAUACUACCUAUGCAGUUGGGGUAUUCAACUACGCUUUGCAACUACACCCUGAAUUAGACAUUGCUCUGGUUAACAUGGCAAAUACUCUGAAAGAUAUGGGCUGUCCUGCAGAUGCAGUCCCUUAUUACCUGAAGGCUGUAACCAUAAAUCCAGGCCUUGUAGAAGCCUACUGUGGAUUGAGCAUGUCGAUGAAUGCUGUCUGCAAUUGGACAGCGCGAGACCAUUGGUUGACAAACGCAAUAGCAAUAUGCGAAGAGCACCUAUUGGAGCUUCAUCACCAGAACAUCGGCAUCCUCGGCGAGAAGAGUGUUGAUGACUGGCUUCUCACUGUAGCCUUGGCUACAUCAAGACAUCAAUGCGACCACAACUUAAGAAGAUGGGUUCACCGAUUUUGCCUUUUCACAGAUGUUUCUGAUGGGCGGCAACCUCUCAUCAACGAAGGGAGUUUCCUUAUGCGCCUUAUCGACUGGUACCGAACGAGGAUGCAACACCGACGUUACAUUGAAACUUACGGAGAAACACUCUAUGGGGAAGAGGUGCCACAUUCGCCGCUGAAAGCAGCUCCCGCUUCGAGGCCGUUUGGCUCUGUCCUUUCUUCAGCGCUCUUACAGAAGGUUCCAACUGUGCUCCCUUUUCAUACCUUCACGCUUCCAUUGCCCAGCCGCACCAUUCGACGCAUUGCACACAGAAAUGCCCUUCGUGUGUCACAUACUAUAAUGACCCAGAUAUCACCAGACAGAGUGCCACUCCCGCCGCCGCCUCCAUUGAAACGGCGUAUUAACGUCGGUUAUGUGUCCAGCGACUUUAGUGAUCAUCCCUUAAGCCAUCUGAUGAAAUCAGUUUUCCGGCUACACGACCGGGACCGGUUCUGCAUUUUCUUGUAUGCGACGAGCCCAUCAGAUGGGUCAGUCUUCCGACUGCAUUUUGAGCAGGGCGACUUCAACUUUCUCGAUGUUUCUUCGUGGUCAAAUGUAGACAUCGUCAACCGGAUCGAGGAGGAUCAUAUACAUAUCCUUGUCGACUUGGGCGGUUAUACCAGAGGAGCGAGGAACGAAAUUUUCGCUGCAAGACCAAGUCCCGUCCAGGUCUCGUUAAUGGGUUAUGCUGGAACCCUGGCAGCCAGCUGGUGUGACUAUCUUGUCUGUGAUACCAUCACAUGUCCUGUCGACCUAUUUGCACGGGUUCAAGCAUAUCGGAAACGAAGCCUGAAUCGUUGCUGCCAGAACAGUGAUUCUGGCGUUUCAGUAGGAGAGGAGGGUGAUCCAGAAUCAUCCUUUCCCGAUUGGAUCUACACUGAGUGUCCGAUAUACAUGCCACAUACAUACUUUGCCACCGACCACAGACAGUCUUAUCGAGAUGACGAAAAAAAAUUGGUCGGGGAGCGUGCUCAGACGCCAGCGAAAAAACUCUGGAAUGAUGAAAUCAAAUGUAGGACGGACCUAAGACGAGCCCUGUUUCCUAAUUUACCCUUAGAUGUCGUCAUUUUCGCCAAUUUUAAUCAAUUGUACAAGAUCGAUCCCGACAUAUUUGCAACUUGGCUUCGUAUUCUAGCGCGGGUUCCACGUAGCAUUCUUUGGUUACUGCGGUUUCCUACUGCUGGAGAAUUCCACCUGAUCCAAACCGCCAAGGAGUGGGCAGGUACCGAGAUAGCAUCACGCAUCAGGUUCACAGAUGUUACUGCAAAAGACCAUCACAUCUACCGAUGCCGAGUUCCUGAUCUUUUUCUUGACACGUCAGAAUGUAGCGCGCACACUGUUGCAGCCGACGUUCUCUGGUCCGGCACGCCGUUGAUCGCUUGCGCCUGGCCGAGCCACCGCCACAAGAUGUCUUCUAGGGUUGCUGCGAGCUUGGCCAAUGCUACAGGGUUUGGCGAGUACAUGGUGGUAUCCAGUAGGGAGGAAUAUGAAGAACGCGCGGUUGCCCUAGGAAACGGCAUGCGUUACAUUGUGCAACCCAAUGGCAAUGUGGAAGCAAGCGGGGACCUGCUUGACCUGCGACGGUGUCUUUUCCUGAACAGAGAUACCAUGCCCUUGUUCGAUACGGAGCGAUGGACGAGGAACUUGGAGAAGGGAUAUAGGAUGGCUUGGAGGCGGUGGGUGGAUGGUUCAAUGUUUGAUAUGAGUGACGAUGGUUGUAUCUGGGUCAAGGACGAUAUCAAUAUUCCCAUUCGCAUGGACUGA